Messenger RNA from Gossypium raimondii (Peruvian cotton), 720 nucleotides. RefSeq lists its product as uncharacterized. The coding region runs from base 96 to 548 and encodes 150 amino acids. NCBI's taxonomy places the organism in Eukaryota, Viridiplantae, Streptophyta, Magnoliopsida, Malvales, Malvaceae. The record is from RefSeq and is a predicted model, not a curated record. The transcript has a single exon.
CGCCCAUCGUCUUUUGCCCUUUACGCAGCCAUUAAGCAUCUUCUCUAACAAGACAAGUUUACACCAGUUUCAGGUUACAGAGAGGAGGAAAAAAGAUGUCUUUGGUGACAGAAGAGAUCAAAGCCAGUGCUUCAGAAGUAUACCGUGGAGAUGAGAUCUGUCAAGUGAAAUCCAAGUCUUUGCUGGAGGAGAUGGGCAUGCCCAGAGGGCUUUUGCCUUUGAAAGACAUUGAAGAAUGUGGAUAUGUGAAGGAGACAGGGUUCGUGUGGCUUAAACAGAAGAAGAGCAUAACCCACAAGUUUGAAAAGAUUGGGAAGCCUGUUUCCUAUGCAACUGAAGUCACUGCAGUGAUUGAGAAAAACAGGAUAAAGAAGCUGAAUGGGGUUAAGAGCAAGGAGCUUUUGAUUUGGGUCACACUGAGUGAUAUCUAUGUUGAUGAUCCAGCCACUGGCAAAAUCACUUUCAAGACCCCUGCUGGGCUGUCCAGAUCUUACCCUGUAUCUGCUUUUGAGAUUGAAGGUGAGGAAUCAUCCAAGGAGAAGAACUAAGACAAGGUGUCUUAAUUUCCAUUAGGAGAAGAACCCUUCAUAUCUGGGUUAAUUUAAUAUUCAUGGUUUUGGAUUGCUUUCAUUUCCUGUUGAGUGUCUUUAACUAAUAGCAUUACUUCUAGUAAUCAAUCAAUAUAUAAUAAUUAAAAGAAAAAGGUGUUUGCAGUUUCAA